This is a messenger RNA of Uranotaenia lowii, 1293 nucleotides long. RefSeq lists its product as uncharacterized. The transcript is spliced from 2 exons. Lineage: Eukaryota; Metazoa; Arthropoda; Insecta; Diptera; Culicidae. Bases 1 to 1293 code for a protein of 430 amino acids. The record is from RefSeq and is a predicted model, not a curated record.
AUGGAGGAUUUAAGUAUCCUAAAGAAGCAAGAACGCCAGCUGCGAGCCUCCAUCAAGGGAGUGGCUAAUUUCGUGCGGGAUUAUAAGCAAGAGCUUCAUGAAUCCCAGAUUGAAGUCAGAUUGUGUCUGUUAGAGUCGACAAUGAAAAAGUUUUACCUAGUGCGACAAAAAGUUGAAGUGCAUUUGGAUAUUGCAGACAGUGAUGGUGAGAAAGAGGAUGCAAAGGAGUCAGAGGCUGCCAAGAAACGGAGAUUGCAGAAGCAGGCUGCGGAGCGCGAAGCCAAAUUCGACGAGGAAACUCUGGAGGUCGAAGAGCAGUACUGCACCCUGAAAGCAGCACUCCUUGCGUUGCGUCCGAGGAAGGUUGAAGUCUUGAGUGCGUCUGGGCCUACAGAAAGAGCUGAUACAAUCUCCCGUGUCAAGCUGCCGGACAUCAAGCUGCCAGUUUUUGACGGAAAACUUCGAGAUUGGAUUCCGUUCCGGGAUAUGUUUGACAGCUUGAUCCACAACAACCAUCAACUCUCCGAUAUCGAUAAAUUUACUUAUCUGCGGUCAGCGAUAAGCGGAGAAGCACUCCAGGAGAUCAGCUCCAUUGAACUGUCCGCUGAUAACUACCAGGUAGCCUGCGACAUAUUGGAAAAGAGGUACGAGAACAAAAAGUUGAUCGUGAAGGCGUAUUUGGACACGCUGUUUGGAAUCGAGCCUCUGAAGAAGGAAAGCGGCGAAGCUUUAAAUCACCUGGUCAGUUAUUUCGAUCGUAAUAUUCAAAUGCUGGGCAAGAUAGGAGAGGACACCGAUAAGUGGUCGACACUGUUAGCAUACAUGGUGUGCACUCGCCUAGAUUCAGUCACACUUCGUCAGUGGGAGAGUCACCACAAUUGCAAAGACGUGCCGACAUACCAGAAAGUGAUGGACUUUCUGAGAGAUCAAGCGUUGGUUCUGCAAUCGAUUGUGCCGAGCAGGCAUGAAGACACCGAGAUUCGUCGACAGCGGACAACAGUACAUACUUCGUCAAGAUUCCAGAACAACUGUGUGUUCUGUGGAAAUUCGUUUCAUCCAGCUUCUGCGUGCAGCAAAUUUAGAGCUAUGUCGGUGACUCAGCGUUUUGAAGUGGUUAAGAUGAAGCGGCUCUGCAUCAAUUGUUUGGGUUCCGGUCACUAUGCGGAUCGUUGUAGCAAAGGACCAUGUCGCAAGUGUAAAUUUUUGGACGAUGGUCCAACCCUGCAAGAAACUGAGUUUGGAUGGGUCGUCUCCGGGAGAGUUCCGGAUAGUUCCGUUGAAACUGUUGCGUAG